This is a messenger RNA of Balearica regulorum gibbericeps (East African grey crowned-crane), 2132 nucleotides long. NCBI's taxonomy places the organism in Eukaryota, Metazoa, Chordata, Aves, Gruiformes, Gruidae. The record is from RefSeq and is a predicted model, not a curated record.
CCUUUGAUGUGAAAAUGACCAAGUUAGGGUUUCUCCGGCUGUCCUACGAGAAGCAAGACACUCUGCUCAAGCUCCUCAUCUUGUCGAUGGCAGCUGUGCUGUCUUUCUCCACGAGGCUUUUUUCCGUCUUAAGAUUUGAAAGCGUCAUCCAUGAGUUUGACCCGUAUUUUAACUACCGCACAACCCGCUUUCUGGCGGAGGAAGGCUUCUAUAAAUUCCACAACUGGUUUGACGACCGAGCGUGGUACCCCUUGGGCAGGAUCAUCGGUGGGACCAUUUAUCCAGGCCUGAUGAUCACGUCAGCAGCGAUUUACCACGUGCUGCACUUCUUCCACAUCACCAUCGACAUCCGAAAUGUCUGCGUGUUCCUGGCUCCCCUCUUCUCCUCUUUCACCACCAUAGUGACUUACCACCUCACCAAAGAGCUCAAGGACGCAGGGGCAGGACUCCUUGCUGCCGCCAUGAUUGCAGUUGUGCCCGGCUACAUCUCUCGAUCUGUUGCUGGCUCCUACGAUAACGAAGGUAUCGCCAUAUUCUGCAUGCUGUUAACUUACUACAUGUGGAUCAAAGCUGUCAAAACCGGCUCCAUCUAUUGGGCAGCGAUGUGUGCUCUUGCCUAUUUCUACAUGGUCUCCUCGUGGGGUGGCUACGUCUUUCUGAUUAACCUCAUCCCUUUGCAUGUUCUUGUGCUGAUGCUGACCGGCCGCUUCUCCCACAGGAUCUAUGUAGCCUAUUGCACGGUCUACUGCUUGGGAACCAUCCUCUCGAUGCAGAUCUCCUUUGUUGGCUUCCAGCCUGUCCUCUCCUCGGAGCACAUGGCUGCCCUUGGAGUCUUUGGCUUGUGUCAGAUCCACGCCUUCGUAGACUACCUUCGGAGCAAGCUGAACCCGCAGCAAUUCGAAAUCCUCUUCAGGAGCGUCAUUUCCCUGGUUGGCUUCGUCCUCCUCACCAUCGGGGCCGUGCUGAUGCUCACAGGGAAAAUCUCCCCGUGGACGGGGCGUUUCUACUCCCUGCUGGAUCCUUCCUAUGCAAAGAACAACAUCCCCAUCAUCGCCUCUGUCUCCGAGCACCAGCCCACCACUUGGUCCUCCUAUUACUUUGACCUCCAGCUUCUCGUUUUCAUGUUCCCAGUCGGGCUGUAUUACUGCUUCAGUAACCUCUCGGACGCCCGCAUUUUUAUCAUCAUGUACGGCGUGACCAGCAUGUACUUCUCUGCUGUGAUGGUGCGUCUUAUGCUGGUGCUGGCCCCGGUGAUGUGCAUCCUGUCCGGCAUCGGGGUUUCUCAGGUGUUGUCCACCUACAUGAAGAACCUGGAUAUCAGCCGGCCGGACAAGAAGAGCAAAAAGCAGCAAGACUCCACCUACCCCAUCAAAAACGAAGUUGCCAGUGGCAUGAUCCUGGUCAUGGCUUUCUUCCUGAUCACCUACACCUUCCACUCCACCUGGGUGACCAGCGAGGCCUACUCCUCCCCAUCCAUCGUGUUGUCCGCCCGGGGAGGGGACGGCAGCAGGAUCAUCUUUGAUGACUUUAGAGAAGCUUAUUACUGGCUGCGUCAUAACACGCCGGAGGACGCAAAGGUGAUGUCCUGGUGGGACUACGGGUACCAGAUAACUGCCAUGGCCAACCGGACCAUCCUCGUGGACAACAAUACCUGGAACAACACGCACAUCUCCCGCGUCGGUCAGGCCAUGGCAUCGACGGAGGAGAAAGCCUACGAGAUCAUGAGGGAGCUGGAUGUCAGCUACGUGCUGGUGAUCUUCGGAGGCCUCACCGGGUACUCGUCUGACGACAUCAACAAGUUCCUGUGGAUGGUUCGGAUCGGGGGCAGCACGGACACGGGGCGCCACAUCAAGGAGCACGACUACUACACCCCCACGGGGGAGUUUCGGGUUGACCGCGAGGGCUCCCCGGUGCUCCUCAACUGCCUCAUGUACAAGAUGUGCUACUACCGCUUCGGCCAGGUCUACACCGAGGCCAAGCGACCGCCGGGCUACGACCGGGUGAGGAACGCCGAAAUUGGUAACAAGGACUUUGAGCUGGAUGUGCUGGAGGAGGCGUACACCACAGAGCACUGGCUGGUCCGAAUAUACAAGGUGAAGGAUUUGGAUAACCGUGGCUUGUCGAGAACGUAG